CUAAUGCUGAGUGGCUUAGUUGGAGGAUGAGCUGAAAGAGGAAGAGAAGGGCUGAGUGUGAGAGUGGGAGGGAGCCAUGGAGACCCGGGCACUGGCAGCUCUGGCUGUGCUGCUGGCAGUCACUGUGAGAUGGGCAGUGUCCCUGGGGCCCUAUUCAGGAGCUGGGAAACCACCAAUGUUUGGAGAUUAUGAAGCCCAGAGACAUUGGCAAGAGAUAACCUUCAACCUUCCAGUUCACCAAUGGUACUUUAAUACUACGGACAACAAUCUUCAGUACUGGGGGCUUGACUACCCGCCGUUGACUGCUUACCACAGCCUGUUGUGUGCUUACAUUGCCAACGUGUUGGAGCCAGACUGGGUCUCGCUGAACACCUCCCAUGGGUAUGAGAGUCUCCAACACAAGCUGUUUAUGCGGGCAACGGUUCUAGUUGCAGAUUUGAUCAUCUACAUCCCUGCUGUUAUCCUGUUUUGUAUCUGCCUGAAAGAAACACCGGCCAAAAGAAAAAUCUCAUUGUUGUUCUGCAUUUUGCUGUAUCCUGGUCUUAUCCUCAUAGACUACGGCCACUUCCAAUAUAAUUCUGUAAGCCUUGGCUUGGCCUUAUGGGCGGUCAUUGCCCUCUCAAGUGACUGGAUCCUUCUGGGAUCAGUGGCCUUUUGCUUUGCUUUGAACUACAAACAGAUGGAACUUUAUCACUCGCUGCCGUUUUUCUGCUAUCUUCUGGGAAAAUGUCUUAAAAAGGGUCUUACAAGUAGAGGGUUGGUUGUGUUACUCAAGAUCGCAGUCACGGUGGUGGUCUCCUUUGCUCUUUGCUGGAUUCCAUUCUUGACGUCGACUGAACAAGUCCUCCAGGUUCUCAGAAGACUGUUCCCUGUGGGCCGCGGGCUCUUUGAGGAUAAAGUGGCCAAUGUUUGGUGCAGUUUAAGCAUCCUUUUCAAAAUAAAGAAUAUAUUAUCUCCAGAGACACAGUUACGACUCAGCUUUGCCUGCACGUUGCUAAGUGUAAUCCCAACGUGUAUAAAACUAACAGCAAGGCCGUCUUUUGGAGGAUUUAAAUUUGCUUUGGUAAACUGUUCAUUAUCCUUCUUCUUGUAUUCCUUUCAAGUCCAUGAAAAAUCCAUUCUUUUGGUUUCCUUGCCGGUAUGUUUAAUUAUGAAUGAGGUCCCACUGAUUUCCACAUGGUUUCUACUUAUAUCAACAUUUAGCAUGCUGCCCCUUCUGAUCAAGAAUGGAUUAUUCGUAUCUUACAUCAUUACCACCCUCUCGUUCAUUCUGUCCAGCGGUGCCUUGCUGUCGAUACAUGGGAAGAUUUCCGAGGACUCUCUAAAACUGAAGCCAUUUUGUAUUUCCAUUAGGAGAUAUUUGCCGUGGUUUAAAAUCCCGGGGUACCUGAUCAGGCUCCUAUUCCUGGGGUCAUUAUUGGUGAUGGCAGCUCUGACAUUUGCAAGUGCUGUCUUGGCUCCGCCUCCCAGCCUUCCCGACCUCUUUCCCGUGCUGAUCUCUGGAGUCUCCUGUGCUCAUUUCCUGAUAUUUUUGUUUUAUUUUAAUGUGGUUCAUAUCUGGAACAGUCUCGAUGAAAGAAAGAAGAAAAAAAUAUCUUGAUUUUUAUUUUAUUUUUACUUUUCUAUAUGUAAUUUUCUUCUUUUUUUU
Molecule: messenger RNA, 1648 nt
Organism: Pelobates fuscus (common spadefoot toad)
Lineage: Eukaryota; Metazoa; Chordata; Amphibia; Anura; Pelobatidae
Gene: ALG6
Product: ALG6 alpha-1,3-glucosyltransferase
Exons: 14
Coding region: 77-1600 (507 amino acids)
Biological process (GO): protein N-linked glycosylation
Cellular component (GO): endoplasmic reticulum membrane
Molecular function (GO): dolichyl pyrophosphate Man9GlcNAc2 alpha-1,3-glucosyltransferase activity
Source: RefSeq, a predicted model, not a curated record